CACCUUCCAAUGAAGCCUCUCUCUCUCUCUCUCUCUCUCAUUCGACUCUUUCUCAAGGAACAACACAUUUUGCAGUAGAGAAUGCAGCAGAUACUGGCGAGCAAUUCAUGGUGGUCGCUUCUGCAAUCCCACGGAGGAUUCAAAGCCUUCUUUUUGGGUCGCCGUCAGCUCUUCUUCGACAGCGUUUCAUCAGUCUGCUCCGACAACCCUCAGCUCAGCCGCGAUGAUGUCGUUGUCCUACCUAAGCCCCCUCCAGCUCGAGCUCAAAGGAAACUAUCAGAACUAGAGUGCCCUGCUGAGGAUUUGACUGAGUUCAUACGGAGGAACUUUCCAUUCACGACGCGCCGGGCUCUGUUCUCUAGCUUGUUCGUGUACUCGGUCUUUCAUCCUUCAAGGUACUUAUCAGUCCUAAAUGCUUAUGCAGCCCAUGCCUUGGGGGAUCCGACUGUUACACUUGAAGAGGUUACUCCACAAGUUUUCCAGUCAGGGUCACUCUUCCCAACGGAGGAAAGAAUUGCUGAGCUUUUCGAGAAGAACACUUAUUCUGUCGUCAACAUUUUCGAUGUAACAUUGCGUCCUCAGCUCAACUUAACUGGUGCGGUUGAGGUUCCUGAAGGAAAUGGUUCAGGAGUCGUCUGGGACGAGCAGGGACAUAUUGUGACAAAUUAUCAUGUAAUUGGUAAUGCACUUGCAAGAAAAGCAAAAAUUGGCGAAACUGUUGCACGAGUGAAUAUUUUGGCAUCGGAAGGGAUUCAAAAGAACUUUGAAGGAAGGCUCAUUGGGGCAGAUCGUUUUAAAGAUCUCGCUGUAUUGAAGGUGGAAGCCUCUGAAGAUCUUCUGAGACCCAUCAAAGUUGGGCAGUCAACUUCUCUGAAAGUUGGGCAGCAAUGUCUGGCAAUUGGGAACCCAUUUGGUUUUGAUCACACGCUGACCGUUGGAGUUAUUAGUGGAUUAAAUCGGGACAUUUUCAGUCAAACUGGUGUUACUAUUGGUGGAGGUAUUCAAACUGAUGCAGCAAUUAAUCCUGGAAACAGCGGCGGUCCUUUGCUGGACUCAAAAGGUGGAUUAAUUGGUAUUAACACCGCCAUUUUCACUCAGACAGGGACGUCAGCAGGAGUGGGUUUUGCGAUCCCAUCCUAUACCAUAACCAAGAUAGUUCCCCAAUUGAUUCAAUUUGGUAAAGUUGUUAGAGCUGGAUUGAAUCUUGACAUUGCUCCAGAUGCAGUAGCUACUCAAUUAAAUGUCCGAAAUGGAGCUCUUGUGCUGCAGGUUCCUGCAAAUAGUCUCGCCGCCAAAGCUGGGAUAAUUCCCAUUACCCGGGGCUUUGCGGGUAAUAUCAUUCUGGGCGACAUAAUUGUUGCGGUUGAUGGGAAGAAAGUGAAGAGCAAAGCAGAAUUGGACAGACUUCUGGAUGAAUAUAGUGCAGGAGACACCGUGCUGUUGAAGCUUCAGAGAGGCAGUGAGAAUUUGGAGCUGCCCAUAAUGUUGGAGGAGAAGAGCUGAUGACAGAUUCUCUCUCUUCUAUCAAUUGAUGUUGUUUUCAAGUCCUUAUUAAAGAAAGGAAUAUAUUUUUAGUUAAUAUAUAUGAUGUAGAAUUGUGAACAGACAAAAAGGCAUAUAAAGCCAACGAUAGUUAGUUUGUUCAAACUGUAAUCUGUUCGGUUGUCCCGUGUCAGCAAGACGUGUUGACUGAUCGAUUCUCUCUAUCAAUGAUAUCGGGCACAGUAUAGUACCCAAUCUGAUAGAGAGCAUACAUGAAAUGAAACCUAUUGAAUA
Messenger RNA from Punica granatum (pomegranate), 1776 nucleotides. NCBI's taxonomy places the organism in Eukaryota, Viridiplantae, Streptophyta, Magnoliopsida, Myrtales, Lythraceae. The record is from RefSeq and is a predicted model, not a curated record.